AUGAGCCAGUACGAAGUUCGCGAAGGAAUUAUCUUCCUCAUAGAGCUCACCCCUACCAUUCUCGAGCCGCUGGCGGAUCUCCUGGGAAAGUCCAUCCUCUUCGAGAUCCUUUCAUCCAUCAACGAUCUCAUGUCUGAAUUGAUCAUAUCCAUGAAAAGCACAGGAGUUGGAAUUUAUUUUUACAAUUGCGAUGAAACCGCAGUUGAGCCACUCAAGCUGAUGAAGGUGCCUGGCUUCCAGAAAUUGUUCAGACUCAACCAGUUGAACCUUACCAACAUGAAGAUACUCAACGAUAUGAUCACGGAUGAAGCACAGGGAGUCAGGCCGCUCAGUCACUUUUUUAAGGCAUCAGAGCCGUCCCAAACUCCCACAAGUCUUCCAAGUGUGCUCACGAAAACCCUCGACGAAUUCAUGGAUAAGAAGUACUUCAACCGCAGGAAGCUCAUCUGGCUCACGUCCAACGACAAGCCGUUCACCAAGACUUCGUCUAAGGAGAGUCUUUGGCGGAUUGUCAACGAUUUCUACAAUUAUGGCUACUUUAUCUUGCCGAUGUUUUUGGGGCAGAAUUUCGAUGUGAAAUGUUAUCGAGACGUCUUUAUCAAUACGAACUUCUUGACUGAGCAUUCUCCCGCGUCACAAAACCCUGCCGGUGAUACUGCCGACAACCAGGAGCCAAAGAGUCUGGGACUCAGUGCCACUGGAAGGGGUUUCCGUGCACAGUCCAAGGUCUUUUCCACCACAUUGGCGAGCCAGAUUCGAACCAAUAUCUACAGGGUGAAAGAAAUCAGAAGAAUGCAGUUUGCAUGUGAUUUGAUUCUCAGUGAUGGUCCUGCUGGAGCUGGUCUUGGCUGUACCAUCAAGGGCUACACCAUUUACUCUCCUGAGAAAAUAAAAAAAGAUCUCUUGCUCUACACCGGAGAAGAGACCCUCAAAAGAGUAUUUACAGAGUCAAAAGUGGUAGGCCAAGGAGGGGUCACAGUGGAGGAUAAAAACGUCAGGAAAGGGUACGAAAUUGGAGGAGGACAGGUGCUUUAUUUGGACGAAGACCAGCAAAAUUACAUCAAAGGACAUAUUUUCGAUCAUGAACCCAAGCACAUUGCAGUGAAAGAAGACCUCGAGGUGGUUGUCGAUGAAGAUGAAUCUUCUGGUGACGAAGAGGCCGAACCUGUACCAAGUAUCUCCAAUCCUCCUUAUCUCAAACUAUUGGGCUUUCGGGCACUUUCCUCGAUUCAGCCGGCUUAUAAUUCUACACCACCGAUAUUCAUUACCCCAGACCUCACCAAUGGUCUCAAAUCAUCUGGCUCUGCCGGCUACAAUAAUUCGUUUAGCACAUUUUCGUCGCUAUACCAGUCCUGCGUUAAACUCUCUAAGAUGGCUAUUGUAUUCGGAUGCACCAAAAAAAAUUCCAAGCCUUCGUUGUUUGCCUUGUAUCCUACCAAAACUGUCAACGCAUCUAGAAACGUUCCAGGAGAAGACGAGUUGCCAGAAGGGUUUUUGCUCAUAAGGUUGCCAUGGUUGGAGGAUGUCAGAUCAUUGCCAAAUUACUAUUGCACAAAGGCCAAUGACGAUGAGUCCGCCGUUCAAGAGGCGCCAGCAUCUCUUAUAAAUUCCUACAAGGAACUUCUCAGCCAGUUCUUUUACAAGCACUACAAUCCACGUGAUUUCAGCAAUCCCACCUUGAAUUACUUCUACAAAGUGAUCAAGCACGAUCUCUUGCAGAUAUCGCUUCCUGAAAGUGAGAAGUCUGUUCUUAAAAAUGAUAUUACCUCCAUGAAAUUAGGACAAUUACGAGCAUUUUUGAACGAGGGCCCACGAGGCGAUUUAAUUGCUAAGCUCAAUGAGUCUUUGAACGAGCUCGAGCAAACUUUGCCCAAGAAAGAGGUGGUUGAGCCUGCUGCUAAGAGACCCAAGGUUGAUGCGCCUGCUUUGGAUGAAGGAGCAGUUCUUACUGCUUGGAAAAAUGACCAGUGGGGUCACUUCACCGUAGUCCAACUAAAAGGAUUUCAAAGAGCAUAUAAGGAUGAAAUCAAGGGAGCCACAAAGAAGGCGGAUCUUAUUGAGAACAUUAAAAGCUUUUUAGAUAACAGAGCAAAGAGACAAUAA
Suhomyces tanzawaensis NRRL Y-17324 is the source of this 2103-nucleotide messenger RNA. It is a transcript of the gene CAS1, whose product is annotated as ATP-dependent DNA helicase. The coding region runs from base 1 to 2103 and encodes 700 amino acids. Gene Ontology annotation, molecular function: double-stranded DNA binding; damaged DNA binding; telomeric repeat DNA binding. Gene Ontology annotation, cellular component: nucleus; Ku70:Ku80 complex. The transcript has a single exon. Gene Ontology annotation, biological process: telomere maintenance; cellular response to gamma radiation; double-strand break repair via nonhomologous end joining. Lineage: Eukaryota; Fungi; Ascomycota; Pichiomycetes; Serinales; Debaryomycetaceae. The record is from RefSeq and is a predicted model, not a curated record.